Molecule: messenger RNA, 5192 nt
Organism: Alosa alosa (allis shad)
Lineage: Eukaryota; Metazoa; Chordata; Actinopteri; Clupeiformes; Clupeidae
Gene: nkain2
Product: sodium/potassium transporting ATPase interacting 2
Exons: 7
Coding region: 1048-1674 (208 amino acids)
Biological process (GO): regulation of sodium ion transport
Source: RefSeq, a predicted model, not a curated record
ACUGCGUGCGGCUCAUUCAAUCUGGAGCGUCAGAUGGUAGAGCUGGCGCCUAGGCGAAGUGCUCCUCGGCUAUUGUCCCUCUUUGGAGUUUGUCUCUUCAGUGUCUGUCAAAGGAUAAAUGUUCGGGACACUAUUCUAAACAGCAGUCUGCUUUAAAGUGUUGCGGUAGAGGACAACUGACAAUUGGGGAGAGUUGGCAACCAAGGAUGCACAGGAUUUUCAAGACACUCUUCGUUUGUAUCGAUUUCCACCAAGGGACCGAUGUGUCGCAUAUUCGCAAGACAAAGAAAUAAAACGUAACGGUUUUGAGACGUAGCCUAUUUACUCGACGGGGAUUGUAUGUGUCCAUACCACAUUUCAUUGCUUUUUUAGACGGGUUUAUUCAGUUUCACACAACGACCCGUGGAGGGAGGAGCGAUGAAAGCAGCUCUAUCGCCAUAAACAACACUGGAUUGCUUUGUCUCAGCGGCAGACCGUGGUGGAAGAGAGUGACAUUUCUCAUCUCAGAUUUGGGCUUUACGGUUUGGACACUAUAGGAGGGCAUCUGCUAAUUAACAUUGAAAGCGGGAAUUUUUCCUUGUGAUAGGCUACAUACAAUCAAGUAAUGUCUUUCUGGAUUCCAGUUUAAUUGUUCACUCUCACAAUUUUGGUUUUGGGGCAUACACCCAACAGUUCUGGGAAGAGCUUGGAGCCAAUCAGGACCAAACGGACUUUCUGAAUCUUAAACUGGGAACAGUCGCUGUCAUCGCCUCCCGUUCAAAUGCUUCUCCUAUUGAAAUUCUGAGGCGUUUUUCAUCUGGCUACACAUAGCUUUUCUCGUCACUGUGGUAAAAGGGGGAUGAUUUUGGACGCGGAGGUAUGCCCACAGCAAGAGGAUACGGUUUAACUGAUUGAGAUUGCCUGGAAGUGUACCAGGUGUUAACUGCACGCGGCGUCGCUGCUGUGGUGGUCCGGCAGCCACAGCCCGGUCAACAACAGUGGUGAUAUUCAGUCAGUUUGGAGGAAUACGGACCCACGUGGAAAGGGACAACCAGUUUUGCGUUCACCAUGGGCUGUUGCAGCGGACGAUGCACGCUCGCUUUCAUAUGUGGGAUGCAGCUGAUCAGUAUUUUGGAGCGGCAGAUCUUUGACUUCCUGGGCUACCAGUGGGCGCCCAUCCUCACCAACUUCAUCCACAUCAUCACAGUGAUCCUGGGACUCUUCGGGACCGUGCAGUUCAGACCCAAAUACGUCACUGGGUAUGCAGUCUGGCUCGUGCUGUGGGUGACCUGGAAUGUCUUCAUCAUCUGCUUCUACCUGGAAGUAGGAGACCUCUCCAAGGACACGGAUCUGAUCAUGACUUUUAACAUCUCCAUGCAUCGCUCCUGGUGGAUGGAGAACGGUCCGGGGUGCCGCGUGACCCCCGUGACCCCGCCGCCCUCCUGGGCGCCCGAGGACCACCGGUACAUCAGCAUUGCCGGCUGCCUGCUGGAGUACCAGUACGUGGAGGUGGCCCACAGCUCCCUGCAGAUCCUACUGGCUCUGGCUGGGUUCAUUUACGCCUGUUAUGUUGUCAAGCUCAUUUCAGAGGAAGAAGACAGUUUUGACUUUAUAGGCGGUUUCGACUCCUACGGAUAUCAGGGCCCUCAGAAGACAUCGCAUUUGCAACUACAACCAAUGUACAUGUCGAAAUAGCAAGGACACACUGCCUUAUGAACCAAUCAAAUAGGAGAAGGAACUGUUGUUGCAACAAUUUUUUUGUCAUCUUUCUUAAAUGUCUUAAUGCUGAUAGUGUCUUACAAAUGUACCUGAGGAAGGGCCGGACAUCGACACUUUGACCUGUGACCUGAAAGACCCAAACACAUGAAUGGACAAAAAAGCUAAUGAACACACACACACACUCUGGAUUUCCUUUGUUUUUGCCCUGCCCUGUUUUAUUUUUUCUUUAAUCAUUGAGCCGGUCCCUCUUCUGAACUGGGGAGUAGGAGUGUCUGCAGGAACAACAGCGCCCCCUGGAGGACCAAGACUGCAACUGCAGGCCCUUGCACCUACAUAUAAUGCCCCCCCCUCGUUCUUUCCGAUGGCAGAGAGGGUGGAUGGAGAGAGUGCAUGGAUACAUUUUGUUGGAUGUUACCUGGAAAAGGGGGGUUAGGGUGAGAGGGGAGGGUGUAGGUCUGUGUGUGUGUGUGUGUGUGUGUGUGUGUGUGUGUGAGAUAGAGAGAGAGAGAGAACUAGAGUGUGUGUGUGUGUGUGUGAGCGAGCGAGACCGUGUAUAUGUGGAGGGGGGUUUUAGAGGGGGGUGCUAGAAAAAAGGGAACCUUUGGAUAUGUGCCAUGUAUGGAAAGAAUUGUGAACUAAAUGAGUGCUAAGUGUGUUAUCUUGAGUAUAAAUACUGUUCACUUUAAUGAAUGUUCAAUAAUCAGCCAUUAAGGCUUUAGUCAUCCAAUGUAGUUCAAGCAAGACUGGGUGGAAGAGAAGCAGACGUAUGGUGUUGAUGCCAUGAUUGACAGGUGGCUACUCGUAGCAAUGGCGGAUGGAUCUAUCGGAGCCAUUGUACUGGGGAGGUGUGGGGGCACACAAAUGUCUUUCCCAACCAAGCUUUUGUUACAGUACUCUACAGUGGAUGUAUUUAUCUUGAAAGUGCCAAGACUAACUGUUCCAGGUGGACGUUGAAAGCUGCCCUGAGAUACUGGGAUGGUUUGAUGAGUUUUCAACAGCAGUCAAAAAAUGUAGUUACCAUUUACUCCACAGAUUUCCGUCUUUGACAACUGUUCAAAGUCACUAUCGAGAUCGACUGUAUUUGUUUGCAUGAGGUGUCCAAAUCUGUUGCAUAUUUAAUCUGUGAGAGCCCGAAAUAACCCAACCUUGGUAGAAAUAACAGUUGGCCUACAGGCAGCUGUGGUUGCUUUGUAAGGUUAUGUGAAUUUUGUGCUUUUAUAAGACAGCCUUGAGUCUCGUUUGACAAAAAAAAAUCCCAACAAAGUAACAAAAAAAAGGAAAAAAGAAGAAAUACGGUUGUAACUUUCAACUUCAAGCUUUUUUAACAUGUGUGGCUGUGUUUACUCUUUUUUAUAGUGGACUAAUAAUUUAUUAUGUUGUGUAAGUGGGCUUUUUGUUUUUCUUUUUGUCUUUGAAACUGUACAAAGUUACAAGGAGGAAACCCCUCGUAAAGAUAACGUUUGCUAACAGCGAGAGGCGUGGAGAGAGGACAGUGCAGCUUGGGGUUCAUGUUGCCACUAAGUCUUUGUGCAUUGUGUAGUCGACAGCUCAUGGACCCCAGCUGGGCCACAGACCCUCUGCCUCCCUCAAUGAAUGGGAGAGAUAGGGGAAGGUAGUAUAAGAUAAUGCACUAUUAUUGAACAUCUAACUCUGAAGACUGCUACUAUGAAAUCCCAGGGGCCACUCAGUAAAUAUACUUAUUGUUGUCCCUUUCUCUUCAGUGGUGUGAAACUAUUGGCUUUUUUUUUUAUUGUGAACGUACUAUGUAUCUGCCAUGAUGAGCUAAAAUUAACCAAUGGCGACUCUCUCUCUCAAUGACAAGAGGUUCAUGCAGCCCAAACUCGCCACGUCUGGAUAUGGACCAGCCUGCUGGGAACUACAAAAAUGGUGUGAGGGGUGUUGUGGACUUGUUUACUCAAUCAAUCACACACAUACACAUAUCUAUUCCAGAGAUGGUCCAUUAAAUAUGUAUCCCUCUGUUGUGUGUGGUCCACUAAUGCAGCCCUCUGCGGAGCUGCGUAGACAAGUUUAGCAAGCACUUGCAUAGUGGAAUGAAGGCACUAUCGCCAAAUUGCAUCACUCAUAAGCAUUUUUAAGUGGUACAGAGGUUGCAUCUUCAGAGAGAGAGAGAGUGCCUAGAUCCACGUCAUGACAAUAAACCAACAUGACAGAGCUUAUAGAGGCUUGGAGCCAUUACAAGUCAGAGACUGUGAGAAAGCAAAUACUGUAUGUUUAGUUGUUCUAUUUUAGUAUUUUUAAAAAAUAAUUCUGUUAAAUCUGACUAAUUCUACAAGAGAAAUGAUUUAUGGGGAGAUCUUUUUCUCAUUAAGAUUCUAUUGGAUUUCAGACAGAUUUCAGACUGAUGUGGGGGUUGGAGACUGAAUUUGAGACAUACAGUCGUACCUUCAUGGGUUCAAUGUGUUUGUCUGGGGGGGAUUAGAGUAUUUAGAGUUCUAUAGAGCCUUCCACUGCUCGACUGGUUUAGCCCAAGGCAGUUUAGGUUCAGUGAGACCCAUUAAUAAAAUGAAGCAUACAAGAGAAUUACAUACAACUGACUUUGAAUCUGAAUAGUGUGGAAUGUACACAUAUACUAUAUAUGAUACAGUGCUAUCUCAUUGCAGUUUUACCUGGUAUUAUGAUGAAGCUUAGCUAAGUCCCUUGCUAUGGUUGAGUGGUGUGUGGUAUUCAUUAGUGUGGAAGCUGAGGUCAUCCAGAGAGACGGACACCGUCCAAAUUACACCACCACGGGAACUUGUCUCAUCGUUUCUCUCCAAGACUUAGUCACCCGCGAGAUGUCAACCUACGUCCUGUUUUUUUUUUGUUUGUUUUUUUCUGUUCUCCCCUCGCCUCCCCCCCCCUGCUGUGUCUGUGGUCAUUAAAAUGGUGAUGGAUGGACAGAGAAGAGAAAAGCGUGGAGGACGAGAGGAAAUGGUCCUGAUACACCGGUGCUACUGCUGCAUGAAGUUUACUCCCAGGAGACCAACCAUCACUGAGGGGUAGUUCCAACCAUAGACUGUAUAUAGGACAGAGUGGCUCCAUUCAGCUAUGUUCUAUAGAAUUGAAGCCACCGAGGCAUUCUAUAUAUACAGUCUAUGGUUCCAACAGAACUGCUCCUGCUCAUCACUCUCCCUUCUCUGAGCUGAUGCCAGUUUGUAAAUAAUAACACUUGAGACCGUAGCCAUGUCCAGUACUUUGUGGGAUAUAUACAGUAUAGUGUAUUGAACUAAAUUUCCAAUUACUGUAGGCUGUAUGUAAUCACAUAUGACAGCAGUGCUCUUUUUGUCUGGUUUUUGUUUGGGUUACUUUUUUUUCAUGUGCAAUGCCAACACAAGUGAACUUCACAAAGUUCUGACGCAGGGCCACAGUGGUCUGGGUUGGGUUCAGUGCUGUCUUCUACUUUUGGAAUAGAUUUAGCUAUUUUCUAUUUCUGUUACUUUUCAAAAAUGACUGUACAUAUAAUAAAAAAAACAAGACAAGACAGUGGAAAUCUCUAA